GCCAAAAUGGCCGUUUCAGUGAGCGUCACACAUCAAAUCAACUUUGAAUAAAACCUCUGAUUUCUCAAUGACUCAGAGCUAAUUUCAUCUUUUUUGAGAUCAGCAUCAUGGACAUGUCAAAACAAGGGUCCAACAGGCACACCUUGCCACCUGUCAGUGUGAGGCAGCAGUCUAUUGGACACCAUUUUGCACCUCACUUGUCAUCCCCACAGCCUAAAACUCCUGUGCCCCAGAGUCCAGCCGUUGCUCCAGGCAAGGGCAACGGCCAGCAACAGAGUCCGUUUCAGCAGUUUCCCGCACACCAUGGGCAACACCAGUCAGCAGGACCUCCACAUCCGCAUCAGCAGCAGCCACAUCAGUCAAACAUCUCUGGUGCCACAUCUCCUCCUUCUCAGAUGCCCCAUAGCCCGGACCCUUCCCAUGAUCUUCCCAUGGAACUACUUCAAAAGGGAUGGCGUCGAUUCUGGAGCAAACGCGAACAACGCUGGUACUACUUCAACAAGUUUACCAACCAAUCCAUGUGGGAGAUGCCUCCCAUUGGAAGCCCAGCUGGAGCCAGUAAGCAUGAUCCUUUAGGGAUUCAGAUCACCGAGGGCAAGGCUCAACAUCCCACCCCUCUUCCGGCUGGCUCCCCAGGACUAGCCCCUGUCAGAAGGAAGUCGUCUGUGGAUGGUCACCCUCUCAGUCCAACUAUGAGAAAGGAUAUGCUUAAAGGCCUGUUUUGGGAUUUUACUUUGGAAUCAAAUGUCACAAUGCAAGAGCGAUUUCCCUGUACCAUGCCUCCACCACACAAUGACAUGGAAUUGAUGAGAAAUGUGUUGGUCAGUAAGCUGAGACAACAGUAUCAGGAACUCUGCAUGGCAAGAGAAGGUAUUAAUGCCCCCAGUGAAUCGUUCAACCGCUGGUUACUUGAAAGGAUGGUUGUGGAUAAAGGCAAGGAUCCUAUGCUACCAAGCCAGUGUCCUGACCCAGUUUCACCUUCUAUGAUGAGAGAAAUCAUGAGUGACAUUCCAAUCAAGUUGUACAGGCCGAAUCUUCAUUCUACUGCCAGGAAACUUCUUUCCAAGUAUGCAGAGGCUGCAAAGAAAAUGAUACAGUCCAGGCCUGCUUCAUCAGAAAGCAGAAAGUUGGUGAAGUGGAACGCUGAGGAUAUCUUCACGUGGCUACGAAAGCAGCCAAACUGCACCAUUGACGAGUGCAUGAAACGGCUGACUUACCUGAAGGAGCAGUGUGGUCCCCAUCUCUGCGAGGUAGCAAGAAGUUCUAUUGAGAACAUCUGUGCCAAGGUAUACACCCUGUCCUGCGAUACAUGCGCUAAGCUCCAGAAGAAACACUGGGACAUCCUUAGGGAACACCAUAUUGAAGAGCCUCCACCGUUCACACGACCGCCAUCAGACAGAAAAAUGCGUUGUUACAACAUACAGAUGGCGGUUCAGAGCCCUCGAUUGCCAGCUGUAGAUGUCCAUGAAGAAGGUUCUGUCACGUGUCUGAGAUAUAAGGGAGAGAUGAUGAAGAUCAAUACGCAACAUAUGAUGAAACUAGAUGCCUUGUACCAGUUCAACUGCCGAGAUGACCCCACCCGACACAAUUUCUUGCCAAGAGUUUGGUGCUUACUAAGGAGAUAUCAGACCCUGUUUGGUGUAGGAGAGAAUGAAGGCCAUAAUCUUCAAGGAGCCCUUUCCUCAGGAGUCUUCAAAGCUAUCAAUGAACACUUUGGAGUCACCUUUGAAUGCUUUGCCUCGCCCCUCAAUUGUUACUUCAAGCAAUACUGUUCAGCUUUCGCCGAUACAGACAGCUUCUUUGGAUCGAGAGGGCCAAUCUUGGACUUCUUUCCAUUCAGUGGAUCAUUUGAAGCCAACCCACCAUUUGGAGAGGAACUCAUGGAAGCUACAAUCAUUCAUUUUGAGAAAUUGUUGGAGAGAACCACAGACCCACUGUCUUUCAUUGUCUUCACUCCUGAUUGGAGGGAUCCAAUAACUAAUGGACUCAAGAUGGCUGAAGCCAGCAGAUUUAAAAGGAGACAGGAGGUCAUCCCAGCCUAUGAGCAUGAAUACCGGAGUGGCAACCAACAUGUUGUCCCAGAGUCUAGUGUUAGCUGGCGUGCAGCACAUGGAACUAUGAUGAUCUUCCUGCAGAACGAUGAGGGUAAUCGGCUGUGGCCUCCUACUGACGAAGGAAUCCAAGCGGUAAUGGAUGCAGCCAAACCCAAAUCAGCGCCAUCUACCCCAAUUAGGAAACGUGCAUCAGAAGAUCAAGAGCUGUCCCCGCCAAGGAAGAAACUACCCCUGGAGAGCGAGUUCAACGGUAAUGGCAGUAAGGCUGAAUCAAGCUACAGUAAUGACAAUCACAGUGGUUCUAUGUCAUCAUCAUCAUCAGAUGGAGAAUCAAGGAAAGACUCGAUGGCGGGUGCGUAUGGUGCAGCGCCCUCGUACAGUCCUGCUAUGUCAGCAAGAGAUGCGACACAUGCUAAUGACAGAGAGCACAAAAGGAACUCCCCACGUGGAGCAGCAGCUGAGCAUUCGUCUACAUCCCCUUUUGUUAACACCCUCGAGAAACAGGACGUCGAUAACACGAACAAGAGCUGGUUUCACAAUGUGAAGCCUGUUGAAACCAGUCAUGAUACAGGUCAAGAUCGAGUAAGCUAUGGUAGAAGCAAUAGCAAUGAGGGUUAUGGUGGGUCAGUAAUCAUGCACACAAGUCCAUUAAAGACGGACGGGGUAAGCCCCAUGAAGCCUUCCUACAGCACUAGCUCACAAGAGUCUCCCAAAUCGGCUGUGAGCCCCGUCAAGAACAUGGACAACAGUAAAACCAGCAACCUUGGGGUCAUUAACUGGUUUGUGGAUACCAAAUCAAAGCCAACCCCGAUGAAGACCCUGGCAGACUACACUACUGGCAACACAACUGGCAAUUGGACCGAGGCAAUAAGGCCACUGGAAACUAAACCAGUGUUGACAGGCCCUGUGAAGUUUGAGAGUAAGAGUGGGAACAAGUGGACACCGAUCAGCAAGCCCACCCUUGGUAGCCCUGAGAAGGUGGAUGAAGGGAUCGAUGUUUAUGAGUGGAAGGAUGAUGAUGAAGAUACCCAACCAUUGAUGACCAGCCCUGUCAGGAAAGGGGCAAAGGCCAUUGGUAAGGGUGCUAUGAAACUGAAAGCAGUCAAGAGGUUGGACAGUACUCUCACCUCCAACCAAACAACCACCCAGAAGUCUACUGUGGUUGGGGGACGAGUGCUUAGAUCAAGGAGGGGAGAAUCCAAGUAAAGGUUCAUGUAGGCAAGGUGUGCAGCUUCCAGAUAGAUAUGUUUGAAAAUGCUCAAGGUCUGUUUUAAACCAGUCCAUUUUUUUAUAUAGCCUUUCAUUUCAGUAUUUGAAGUAAAAUGUCUCCCAAUGUUCUUGUUUAAUUGAGGUGAUACCUGGGAAUGUGUCUACCAACAGUUAUGAUGGACUUGAUGCCGCACUUGAAUUCCUAGUUGUGUGCAGUUAUUGACGCAGUUCCAAAUAGCUUUGAUCGUGCUCUGGAAUGUGUGCCAUAUACAUGUAAUGCAUACUAGUUGAAGGAAUAUGCACUUCAUGAGUCCAGUCAAUCUUAACUAUUUGUGAAACACACCCUACUGUAGAAUGAUGCCUCCCUGUGGUUCAAUCAACUACAAAUUAGGAAUACUUCAUUUAGUUACCUAAUUGAAUAGCUUCAUUGAUAGUAUUUACCAACUGCAUUCCCUGUAAAUAUGCCAGUAUUUAUGUUAGGGGUAAUAUGUACUACUCCUCUUUAAAUGAUACAAAGGUGCUUCGGAAUGUGAAGAACAAAUGUCUUUUGUUUUUAGUUUUUAUGUUUUGUAGCUGUAUUCAAGAUAUGACAUUUUUCAUAUUUGUUUAGAUAAUAUACAGUAUGAUAUAAAUGUAAAUAGAUGAAUGCAAAUAAGCAACAUUGGUUAACUUAAUGUAUAUUUGUGUGAAUAAUAUACAAAAUUACUUUCAAGAGAUGAUUGUAAAAAGUGCAAAUACAACUGCAUGCCACUUUUGUAUUUUCUUGCCAAUAUUUAUAUUGUUUAUCUCUUCUGUGAAAUUUGAAGGUCUAUGUUAUAAACAUUGGAUUUGUAAUUGUUAAGGUGAGUUUUUAUUAUUGAUUUUAUUACAUUUUAUUCAUAUCUUAAUUUUCACCUUUAGGAUUGAUAGAGUUUUCCUACUUUUACAUUGAAUUCACUUGAUAGAGAAAAG
Messenger RNA from Lytechinus variegatus (green sea urchin), 4214 nucleotides. RefSeq names its product mRNA (2'-O-methyladenosine-N(6)-)-methyltransferase-like. Bases 108 to 3260 code for a protein of 1050 amino acids. The record is from RefSeq and is a predicted model, not a curated record. Gene Ontology annotation, cellular component: nucleus. Gene Ontology annotation, molecular function: mRNA (2'-O-methyladenosine-N6-)-methyltransferase activity; RNA polymerase II C-terminal domain binding. The transcript is spliced from 16 exons. NCBI's taxonomy places the organism in Eukaryota, Metazoa, Echinodermata, Echinoidea, Temnopleuroida, Toxopneustidae.